AUGAAGCUCCUUUACCCUAACUCACUCAAACUGGACGUGAGUGGCCUUGAAGGCUUCGGCGUCUCACUACAUUGUUACGAUGUCCAAAAGCCCGUUCCUGAAGACCUCAUCGACGCCGAAAUCCUCGUUACCUGGGUCAAUACUAACCUCCCUGAUGCUGCCAAGCGAAUGUGGAAUCUUCGCUGGGUUCAAUCACUUUGGGCCGGCCCUAACGGUGAGCUCUCGGCAGGCUUCGCACCGAAUGUUAUCAUCACGGCCGGCACCAAUUUGCAUGACGAGACUGUUGCUGAACACGCACUUGCACUUUUACUCAGCGCCGCGCGACGACUUCACGAGAUGCGUGACUACCAAUCUCAAGGAAAGUGGCCAGGACAUUUGGGUGGGCCACUUCCCGACCGACCCAAGGGCUCAUUUACUUCACUCAAAGGAGCCAACGUCCUCAUAUGGGGCAUGGGAAAUAUUGGCCGCAAGGUCGCGCCUCACUUGAUAGGCUUGGGGGCGAAUGUCCGAGGGGUCGGCCUCUACGAAGAAAUCAUAGACGGGAUUCAGGUUCAGACGAAUGCAGCAUUACCUGACUUGCUACCCAAAACUGAUGCGUUGAUAAUGAUCCUUCCCGGUUCCAAGGCAACCUUCAAUGCUCUUAAUGCUGAACGCCUAGCUCUGCUUCCGAGUCACGCCUGGGUGAUCAACGUGGGGAGAGGAGUCUGUGUGGACGAGGAUGCACUUGCCGAUGCACUCCAAAAAGGUCAAAAGGGUGGCAUCGGUGGUGCAGCCCUGGACGUCUUUCACGAAGAGCCGCUGCCUAGAUCUUCUCCACUGUGGAACGCGCCGAAUCUCAUUAUGUCCCCUCAUGCCGCUGGCGGCAGACCCCGAUACUCGGAGAUGCUCAUUGCAGACAAUCUGCGUCGUUUCCUGGCAGGACAACCUCUCCGGAACAACGUAUCAAGCGGGGGGAUGUACGCAUCAUCAACACCACAAGAGAAAACUCCCGUCAAGGCCUCAUUGUAG
Molecule: messenger RNA, 1008 nt
Organism: Exophiala aquamarina CBS 119918
Lineage: Eukaryota; Fungi; Ascomycota; Eurotiomycetes; Chaetothyriales; Herpotrichiellaceae
Exons: 1
Coding region: 1-1008 (335 amino acids)
Molecular function (GO): NAD binding
Source: RefSeq, a predicted model, not a curated record